GCGAACAGUUUUGUCACAAAACUGUACAAAACUGUACGAGCAAUGGGGGUUUACGACCACGGCAUUACCGUCCUCCAGCUGCUGUCUCCAGUUCAAUGGGUACAGACAUUCUUCAUCCUAGCAGCAUCAGCAGUGUUAGCCCUCACAUUUUUACCCUCCCGAACCCGCAGACUCCUUCUUGACUACGGCGCCCGCGGCGGCUCGAGACCAAGUGCGGCUGCAGCUGGAGGCGACUGGCUGGAGACCAUCACCGCCACUGUCACGUCGUGGGGCCAGAUACCGCACUCAUGGUUCGCUGCUUUUUAUGCAACCUCGCUGGCUGGCUCAGCAUUCUGGGCAUACCAGUUUGCCUUCCAAGGUGAAAUUCUGAGGUUGGUCGCCUCGACACAGGUUGCCAACGGUUCUGAAGCCAACGGCCAGAGUCUGGUGGCGGUCAAGGUGGCAUGGGCUUUGAUGGCGGUGCAGGGAGCUAGGCGACUAUUCGAGCAGCUCUUUGUCCUCGAAUCUUCGACUUCCAAGAUGUGGAUCGUUCAUUGGGCACUCGGGCUGUCUUUUUACAUAUUCAUGAGUGUUGCCGUGUGGAUCCAAGGUUCAGGAUCCAUAAUCGACCAAUGGUCAAAACCCAAUGACGGCCAUGGCCCUGGUCUCAAUGUUCUCACUGGCUCUGUCAUGUUUUUCAUGGCAUCAGUAACCCAGUUCAGGUGCCACAGCCACUUGGCAAGUCUCAAGAAAUACUCGCUCCCAACAGAAGGGCUGUUCCAGUAUACGAUUUGCGCCCACUACACCUGCGAGUGUCUCAUCUACAUCUCGCUAGCCAUCGCCGCAGCACCGGAAGGGCAACUGUUUAAUAAAACGAUACUCUCGGGACUUGUAUUUGUGGCAGUCAACCUUGGCUUGACAGCACACGGCACUCGCAAAUGGUAUGAGACCAAAUUUGGUGCCGACAAGGUAGCGUCCCGAUGGACCAUGAUCCCUCUGGUGUACUAG
Pyricularia pennisetigena is the source of this 987-nucleotide messenger RNA. RefSeq lists its product as uncharacterized. NCBI's taxonomy places the organism in Eukaryota, Fungi, Ascomycota, Sordariomycetes, Magnaporthales, Pyriculariaceae. Gene Ontology annotation, biological process: dolichol-linked oligosaccharide biosynthetic process; polyprenol catabolic process. Bases 43 to 987 code for a protein of 314 amino acids. Gene Ontology annotation, cellular component: endoplasmic reticulum. The record is from RefSeq and is a predicted model, not a curated record. The transcript is spliced from 2 exons. Gene Ontology annotation, molecular function: 3-oxo-5-alpha-steroid 4-dehydrogenase activity.